AUGGCCCCUUCACUUCUCGUGUUCUACUAUGGUCUAACCAUUUUCUUGGGCAGUGCCACUGUUUUCUCGUCACCGGUUUCUCUCCCACUCGUUCAUAGAGCACCUGCUUCGGGUGUUUCCAAACUUGAUAUAGUCCAACGUGGAAUCGGAUCUACGCCUAACAGGCCAAGGCGUGGUGCUAGGAUACGGAGAGGCGAUGUCACUCUCCAGGUCACGGUCGGAACGCCACCCCAACACUUUCUGGUGACAGCUGACACCGGAAGCUCUGACUUCUGGAUUGGUGGCCCAGGGAGCUACGGCAUGUCCCAGACAUUUGACCCAACAUCUUCGAGCUCGUACGAAGACAAGAACGAGCCCGUCUACAUUCGAUACGGAUUGGGAUCGUUCACUGGCACUGUGGGCAUAGACACUGUUACCGUUGCUGGCUUCACCAUUCCUGAGGCCGUUGUCGAGACGGGUCUCUCAACGUCCACCGCCUUCGGCUUCUCCGAUAUGUCAGGCAUAAUGGGGUUUGCGUGGGGUCAGCUGUCAUCCUCGGGGCUCCAGACCUUCACGGAGCAACUAGUCUCGCAGAACAUGCUGGCGGAGAACAAGUUUAGCGUCUAUCUGGGACGUGCCCUCAACAACCUCACGCCCGAUCAAGCAGCUUCAAAUGGCACGAUGCCUGCCGGCUCACUCACGUUUGGUGGAGUGGACAGCUCAACGUACACAGGCGACAUCGAUUACUUCCCCAUCGUGGCUGAACUGCACUGGGUAGUUCAAGCUGAUGGAAUAUCCGUGAACGGCCAAGUAGUACCCGACACUAACGGAAUCCAGGCUAUGAUGGACACAGGAACAGAUCUCGUUGUCAUGCCCGACAACAUGUUUGACGCGGUCAGCAAGGCCAUGGGUGCGACCGUCAUCCAAGGCGCCGCCUACGUCGACUGCAGCUCGAUGCCCACCAAUGUCGCGCUGCGCAUCCAAAGCAAGGAUUACCACUUCGCCCUCGAGGACCUUGUGCGCGGGGUUGUGGACAUUAACAGCAAGACCCUUUCCCAGGAGUUCGGUUUCAAGGAAGGCACGCAAGUUUGUAAGCUGGCGUGGGAGGGCGGCCAGGAUGACACCGAAGAUGGCCAGACUCCGAUGAUUAUCUUCGGCGAUUACUUUUUGAAGGCUUGGACGUCGGUCUAUGACAUUGACAACAAGCAGGUCGGGCUUGCGGCCGCAGCCCCGGCAUCCUCCCUCUCCACCAUGUCCGACGUUGUCAACUUUUACCUCAAGCUUCAAGGUGCGGACACCUCGUCCAAUUCUUCCACCAAGGCCACGGGCACCAGUUCUGCCGGUUCUUCUUCCGAAACCUCGGCGGCGGGUCGUGCUUCAGAUGGGCUCGGUGGCAUCCAGCUACUAACGCUAAUCAUGUCGUUACUCGGAGCCGCCUUGCUAUCAUGCCAUCUGGUUUAA
This is a messenger RNA of Punctularia strigosozonata HHB-11173 SS5, 1440 nucleotides long. Its product is annotated as acid protease. The coding region runs from base 1 to 1440 and encodes 479 amino acids. Gene Ontology annotation, biological process: proteolysis. The record is from RefSeq and is a predicted model, not a curated record. The transcript is spliced from 6 exons. NCBI's taxonomy places the organism in Eukaryota, Fungi, Basidiomycota, Agaricomycetes, Corticiales, Punctulariaceae. Gene Ontology annotation, molecular function: aspartic-type endopeptidase activity.